GUCCAACUGUGUUCAUCAAGAUUAAUUUUUCCUCUUGUUCCAGCAGCGAUAGGUUCAACCCUGAUAAACAGCCUGCUCAUUCAACCUAAUAAAGUUCAACGCCCAAAGCAAAGCUAUAUAAGCCUGUUAGAUGUUAGCACAAGGCCCAUCCAUUUUACAACCGUCCUAGUCUUCAACACUCACCAAGUUUCCAGGUCAUACACUAGGAAGAAAAAUGGUGAACUUCUCCAAGAAACUGACAACAGAUCAAAUUCCAGGAUGGGAGGAGCACUACUUCAACUACAAGCUCUUGAAGGGCAGAGUAAAAGAAUACACAGAGCAGACAAAAGAAGGCAACCGUGAUCGCAGGCGUGUUUUGAAGGACUUCUCAAAGUUACUUGAUGAUGAGAUUGAAAAGAUUGUGCUGUUCAUGAUAGAACAGCAAGGACUGAUUGCAGCAAGGCUUGAAGAUUUAGGGAAGAAAAAGGCAAGACUUCAGGAUUUACUACUUCUACAGGAGAUAUCUGAACUAAGAGAAGACUACAGGGAAGUUGGCCUGGAUCUUGUAAAGCUCCUAAAGUUUGUUGAUAUUAACGCCAAUGCGGUCCGGAAGAUACUGAAGAAGUUCGAUGAACGUUUGGGUGAUAAAUUUACAGAUUACUAUGUCAGUAGCAGAUCGAACCACCCUUAUUCUCAGCUCAAGCAGGUUUUCAAGCAUGUGGGUAUUGGAGCUGUUGUUGGAGCACUGUCUCGCAACCUUGGCGAUCUUGAGGAGCGUGAAGGGAGUUAUCUGAAUAUCUAUGACCAGCAUCCACUGGCCAUUCCAAAGGACCCGAUAAUUGACCUGAUAAAGGCUACAGCUGACAAGCUGACGAACUCGACGAACUUCCUGCGGUUCUUGGGGCAGCACGCGCUUAUCGCGCAGGAGGACACCGCAGGUUCAGAGGUCGAGCGCAUCGAGGAAGACAAGUACCAUUUCAUCUCCCUGGUGCUGAACCUGGUGAACACCUUCCUGUACAUGGUCAACACCUACAUCAUCGUCCCGACCGCCGACGACUACGCCACCAGCCUCGGCGCCGCCGCCACGGUGUGCGGCGUCAUCAUCGGGUCCAUGGCGGUGGCGCAGAUAUUCUCCUCCGUCUACUUCAGCGCGUGGUCCAAUAGGUCAUACUUCAGGCCGCUGCUGUUCAGCAGCGUCGUGCUGCUUCUCGGCAAUGUGAUGUACGCUCUGGCCUACGAUCUUAAUUCCCUGGUGAUCCUCCUCGUCGGCCGGCUUCUGUGCGGGCUUGGAUCUGCGAGAGCUGUGAACAGGAGGUACAUCAGCGACUGCGUUCCUCCCAGGAUCCGAAUGCAGGCUUCUGCAGCAUUCGUCAGUGCCAGUGCUCUUGGAAUGGCAUGUGGUCCUGCAUUUGCUGGCCUGCUUCAGACAAACGUGAAGGUGUCUGUUUUCACCAUCAACCAGGACACCUUGCCUGGCUGGGUCAUGGCGUUUGGGUGGUUCGUGUACCUGAUCUGGCUGUGGAUUUCAUUCAGAGAGCCAGCACUUGACCCUGACGUGAAAGAUUUCCAUGAGGGUUCCUCCAGCAGCUCUAGCACAAGAUAUUUGGAGCAAGAAGUGGAGCAGGGCCUUGCUGAACAGCUGCUGCCAUCACAUGAAAAUGAUAGUCAGGGUGAAAGAUCUACUCUUAGGCCAGCUUCUUCAGUUGCUUCAGCUUACAGAUUGCUCACACCGUCAGUAAAGGUUCGGCGCGUGAACAUGCUUGCCAUUGCUCUGAUUCAUCACCAAACGUUCGUUUUGCUGUUUCUGAAAACUGAGGGAAGAACUGUUUCCUGCAUGUCGCAGGUCCAGCUGCUGAUCUACUUCAUGCUCAAGUACGCGAUGGAGAUCCUGCUGUCGGAGUCGAGCGUGGUGACCAGCUACUACUUCGGCUGGAACACCAGCACGAUCGCCGUGUUCCUGGCCAUCCUGGGGCUCACCGUCCUUCCCGUGAACGCCGUCGUCGGCACCUACAUCAGCAACAUGUUCGAGGACAGGCAGAUCCUGCUGGCGUCGGAGGUGGUGCUGCUCGUGGGGAUCCUGCUGAGCUUCCGCGUGACGGGGACGUACACGGCGGCGCAGUACGUGUGCUCGGCGCUGCUGACGUUCGUGUCGGCGGAGGUGCUGGAGGGCGUGAACCUGUCGCUGCUGUCGCAGGUGAUGUCGUCGCGGCUGUCGAGGGGGACGUACAACGGCGGCCUGCUGUCGACGGAGGCCGGGACGCUGGCGCGGGUGGCGGCGGACGGCACCAUCACGCUCGCCGGCGGGCUCCUCGGCCGGGCCGCGCUCCUCAACGCCACGCUGCUGCCGUCCCUGCUCAUCUGCCUCGCCUCCAUCGCCGCAACCAUGUCCACCUACAACUCGCUCUUCUACUAGCGGGUUUGCCGGUUGCCGGGUGGAUGGCGUGGAGCCGCGUCGACGGAACGUUGGUUCCGGUGGCCCACGGGUGUGUUUUUGGUAGCGCGUGCAGUGUUGUGCGUUGAGAGAGAAGCGUGGCACGUUUGUGAUUUUUUAACCAGCUCCGGUGAUUUGUUCGGUGGAUCCCUGAUGAAACAGCCUUUCAAGCUUUGUGA
Molecule: messenger RNA, 2589 nt
Organism: Setaria italica (foxtail millet)
Lineage: Eukaryota; Viridiplantae; Streptophyta; Magnoliopsida; Poales; Poaceae
Product: SPX domain-containing membrane protein OsI_32082
Exons: 8
Coding region: 215-2392 (725 amino acids)
Biological process (GO): transmembrane transport
Cellular component (GO): membrane
Molecular function (GO): transmembrane transporter activity
Source: RefSeq, a predicted model, not a curated record